AUGGGUUUAUGUGGAAAAGACAGCGAAUACCAUUUCUCAGCUUCUCACCAGACAUCCAAUGCUGAGGAAUUGAGACAUGGUGAGUAGGUGAGCUCUCCCAUAGCAGGUGCCUCUGAUCUCCACUGUGCUAGUUUGAUUACAGCAAUGGAUGUAUGUUACUUCAGAUGCUGGCAAUGAAGUUAGUGUCAGACAUGUGUCCAGCUUGGGGCAAGUGCCCCCAAGCAUAGCAAAUCAAAGAUCUGAGAUGGGUGUCACAUAGGUUUAAUGCCCACCUUUUGGAAGGACCAUUGUGGUGAAAUGGUGAGCUUUACACUAGAGUGUAAAUCUCAAAGGACAGAUUAUAUUCCAACAUAUGCCUGAUGUUUUGUCUUUAUAAAUGGUAAUGUGACAUUCUAUGUCCAGCAAUCUGUGUGAAGACUUGUGAUAUGGAGUUUGCUUGGAGGGGACAAUGACUUUGUGGCCUGGUUUAUUGAACUGGUCAACUUGCUUAGUCUGAUACCUGGCUGACCCAGCUGAAUGGGUUGGGGAGGGGUGGUGUGGGUUUUUUUUUUUUCUCAGACUUUAAGUUGGGAAUAAAGGGUGCUCAGUUAUGUUUAAUGUCCUCAUAGUGCUGUCAUGCAAUGUCUGAAACUAAAAUGCUUUACGCUACAUUACCCAUCUUCCAAUGUAACCAAGCUAGUCAACCCUUUUUAAUGCAUCAGUGUAAACUGCAGCACUAAUGGAAUGUUAAAGCUAUACUCAGUGUCUGUAUCUGUGCGCACAUGUGAAUGGGGACAUGGAAGUAUGUAGUUCUUAAUUGGUAUACUAAUUCUUAGUUGUUUACAAGGGACAUUAGGUUUAUCUCUGCUCUACCAUUCUACAUAAGAGAAGGCACUUGUGCAAGAUGGAAGGGAACAAUCUCAAGUCUUCAUUAAGAUAACUAAAAACUUGCUGACUUUAUUGUGAUAAGUCCUGCUGUUGCUCUAUGCUAGAUCUUAACCUCAGCCAGUUCUUCUUCCAAAUAUAUAAAACAGUGUUUCCUCUAAUUUCAGAUACCAUCCUGUUUGCCAUCAGCAGUGACUAUGUGGCUAGAGCUGGCCUACCGCCCAAGGAUCGUAUGGAUAGCUACUACGACAGAUCUACUGCUGUAGGGAAGCUAAAUAAUGUAACCAAGAUUGUGUUAAGCCCUGAAGGGCAGCUCUUUGCUGUCCGUGGCAGGGAUCUUCAUACUGGGCCUAUGCCUCUGUCUGCAAACCUUGACUGGUUCUCUACUGCCAAGAGAGUGGGAAAAGCUGAGUGGGUUCAAUUUAAAUUUCUAUUCUUUGACCCAAAUGGGCUUCUGUAUGCAGCUACAAAAGAUGGGGAGCUCUACAAGGGUCCAGCACCAAGCAAUGAAAAUGUGUCCUGGCGUUAUGGUCAAGCAACCAAGAUAGGAAACUCUGGUUGGAAUAAACAUGAUGCGCUUUUCUUUGACCAAAAAGGCAAUCUGUAUGCUGUGACCGAUGGUGACAAGCUUGUGGUGGGAAGCCCUCCAUCCACAACAAACGAUAAAUGGCUUGACUCCUGCACCACUAUUGGAGAUGGUGGCUGGCGAAUUCUCACCCACUUCAUGAAGAUCAGCCUUGAUGACCUACUGUGGUGUGUGGAUUCACGCAAUGGCAACAUCUAUAAAGGGAAAAUUCCAACUAAAGAUGAUACCAACUAUUUGGAUAAGGCUGACCUCCUAGGUUGGAGCUAUAAUAUGUACCGCUUUCUAGCCUUCACUGCUGAUAAAACCAUCCAGAGUGUUGUAAGCUUUGAAUUCCUACCUGCAUCAGGUAAAAUACUCUCUCAGCAGCCAGAGGUGGUCCAGUCUCAAAUCUACAAGAAUACGAGCAGCGUUCCCUUAAAGUACUCCUUCUCGUAAGUAUAGGCUGAAUGUUAGCCUGACACUCUUGCUUACAGAUGGGUUUAAUGUUCCCAUAAGCUCAAAAUGGGCUAAUAACAGGCAAAUAUCAUCAUGCUUCUCAAAUGCAUCAUAUUCUAGACUCCAAAUACCCUGUUCACUUUCCAGUUUAAUGACUACUUUUCAUUGCAUCCUAACACUCUGCCAGUUUAAUUUUUUUUAAUCUCAUGUAUUGCUUUACAUUGGUUUGUAAUAUCCCUCCAAACUUGUUACUGGAGGUUGAGGGUAUACUCCACUCGGUGUAAGCUGUAUACUCUGCUAGCUCAGUGGUUUUCAAUUCUUCUUAGAUUCUCCAAAACCAUGACUGAGACUAGCAGCUUUACCCAGGAGCAUGGCUUUACAGUAGAAGUUGGAGCAGAGGUCACUUUUACUGCUGGCAUCCCCUUUAUAGGUGACAUGGAGACAAGCAUUUCCAUCAACACCAGUACCACUCACACCUGGAGCUUCUCAAAGACCAAUGAAACACAGGUAUGUGUCUGACAUGCUAGUUGGGUUUUGGGAUCUGUCUGCAUACUGGCCACGGAGUAUCAUUUUGUGGCAAAUUUUGCAAGCUGAUGUGCAUUUUAACUUUGCCUCUUACCACAUGCUCCUUCCAUUCUGUGCAGAUCCUCUAAAUCGUCAGUUCCUGUCUGUCCAAUUACACAUCUUCCACCUUUACAUUACUUCAGAAUAUCUGAUUUAUUGUCUUCAAAAUGUUUUUUUUAAUAUAUUUAAUAUGAAGGUCUAAUCCCUCAACAUAGCCAGCGACACUACCUUUUUUGUUCCUGACUCACUCUAGCAAUCAACAGAACUAGUGUUAUGAAUGGAAGCUUUCUUUUAAACACCUGCUAUUCAACCCUCCAUUCUAAUGCAUGUUUCUAUCUACAGACUAGCUUCUCAGCCAGCACGGAUGUAGAGGUGCCGGCUGGAAAGUCUAUACGUAUGAUGGCUUCUGUCACAAAAGCACAAAUGGAUGUGCCAUACACUGCCAAGAUCUGUACCCUGUUUGGCUAUGAAACCACCAUCCAGGGAACAUGGAAAGGGGUCACUCACUACAACCUGAUGGUCACUCAGGAAGACUACAGUGGCUGA
This is a messenger RNA of Pelobates cultripes (western spadefoot toad), 2995 nucleotides long. Lineage: Eukaryota; Metazoa; Chordata; Amphibia; Anura; Pelobatidae. The record is from the annotation of a GenBank genome assembly.